Molecule: messenger RNA, 885 nt
Organism: Postia placenta MAD-698-R-SB12
Lineage: Eukaryota; Fungi; Basidiomycota; Agaricomycetes; Polyporales; Adustoporiaceae
Exons: 9
Coding region: 1-885 (294 amino acids)
Source: RefSeq, a predicted model, not a curated record
AUGCCAGGCGGCUAUCUCCCGAUUCACGUGCACGCCCGGCAGUUGUUUUUGACGUACGCCUUCUCCGUUACCCUGUGGGUCGGCGGUGUUGUCUGCCGCAGCCCCCUCAUAGCAAUUGCGGACUACGAACGAGAACACGGUCUGCCAAAUAAUUACAUCAACUGUGCAAUAACGGGACAAGGUGCACAUGGCGCCUGGCAGAAAUUUGAAAGGGGAGAACUUUCUUUGUUUCCAUUUUACGAGGCGUUCGGGCAUGAGCUGUCCGAUACCAAGGUGAAUAACGUGUGGUACGCCCAGUAUUGCAAACGCAGGGGCAUAGAGUGUCCAAACCUUCCUGACAAGCUGGCCAUCGACGGCCGAGAGCUAUUCGGCCGCAUGAUGCGCGACAGCGGAUCCUUCGAUGAAGUCGUUGUCGAGGCCAUCCGCCGCAUUCGAGCCGCUGGAAAAUGGCGUAUCAUCGCACUCACCAACAACUUCUCCAAGACGGGCGCGGACAUUAUCGCAGAGGCGCCGCCGUCGGCGGAGCAGUACCCUGGCCUCACCAUCAAGUCUGAGCUGGCCUUUUUGGGCUGGGAAGAAGGCCCGACCCCCCCUCGAUUACGUGUGCUCUUCGACGACUUCUGCGAUUCGAGUGCCCUCGGGAUGAGGAAACCCGAGCCCGGGAUCUAUCACUUGGCCUGCAAGCGGAAUGGGAUACACCCGUCUGAGGCCGUGUUCCUCGACGAUCUCGGGAUGAACCUCAAAGUAGCUCAAGAACUGGGAAUGGAGACGAUCCACGUACCGUUAGGCAAUUCGCCGAGUGCUAUCAAAAAGCUGGAAGACAAGUUGGGCAUCAAAUUGACCCGCGAGCCUGAGCCAACAAUGCAUCCGAAUGCCAAAUUAUGA